AUGUUCCACAUUUUCAUUAUUUUUGCAAUACUUCCUUUUGAAUCUAGUGGAGUUAUGCUAACUUUCUACCAGACUUAUGAUUCAUCAAGUUGUACUGCACUGUCUACACUUUCUUGGGAUGAUUGUGUCACAAAUUGUAAUGAUAAUGUUACUUGUUUUGUGAGUUAGGGGGAGGGGUGAAGUUAGGUUAAGUCAAUUAUUUCAUUCAGUACGCCUCAUAUAUACCAAAUCGCAAAAUAAUAAGUUGCUGGCAAAAUUGCCCCGGAAAUCAAUAA
Molecule: messenger RNA, 275 nt
Organism: Caenorhabditis angaria
Lineage: Eukaryota; Metazoa; Nematoda; Chromadorea; Rhabditida; Rhabditidae
Source: the annotation of a GenBank genome assembly